AUGGGGGAAACAAAACCAGUCCUUCUAGCGGAGCAAGAGUAUCAUGGAAGGAUGUUUGUAGACCAAAGAAAGAAGGGGAGUCGCUGUGGGUAUCCUGGCUCAAGAUUAGGGUCUCAGAAAUCUUGGCACAAAGCCAUCUGGUUUAAGUUAGCUCUAUUGCGUAGAUUACCAACUCGAGAUAGACUCAGAUCAUGGGGUCUUAACGUCCCUGAGAAAUGCCUCCGAUGCUCUGCUGCUGUAGAGACCCACCAUCAUCGCUUCUUUGAGUGUCAAUUUUUAGCAAGCAUAUGGACUUUCUUUGCAGGAUCAGUCUGGCGGCCUAACCCACCUCAAGACAUUCACUCUGCUGCGGCUUGGAUUUGUAUGGACAGAAAUUCUUCUUCAGCUCAGGCUAGGUGUAUUAUAAAGCUCAUGUUCCAGUCAACCGUCUACUUAAUAUGGAGGGAAAGGAACAGGAGGAUCUUCGCUUUAACUUCCUCGUCUGCUAACUCGGUUAGAUGUGCUAUUGACAGGCAGAUCAGAGACAGCCUGCUAUCUCUCUCGGCUUCUCCCCGCGUUCAGCCUUCCAUGCCUCAGUUCUUCCUUGCUUGCACUAGGCCGCCUUGA
This is a messenger RNA of Raphanus sativus (radish), 606 nucleotides long. RefSeq lists its product as uncharacterized. The record is from RefSeq and is a predicted model, not a curated record. Bases 1 to 606 code for a protein of 201 amino acids. The transcript is spliced from 3 exons. NCBI's taxonomy places the organism in Eukaryota, Viridiplantae, Streptophyta, Magnoliopsida, Brassicales, Brassicaceae.